CUGUGCAAGACUUUCGGGUCGCCGUAUUCUUGCUGUGCUUGGGUUUCCCACUUUUCCUCUCCACGCUGGAAUUAUCCCCCUCACGCAAAGGACUCGCACGGUAACAUACCCGCUCCCGGCGCAACGGCACGGCACCGCGCCUCGCCGCCGGUGAUCUGGCCUCUUCCAGCGGGGGCACCAGAGAACCACCCCUAACCCCUCCCCUCCCCUCCCAUCGAACCGGCGCGAAGAGGAUGGCGUCCCGGUGGGGCAGCAGCAGCUGCGCGCUCUGCGAGGGAUCCAACCUCCCCUCCUGCUGCGCCGCGUGCGUCAACGGCAGGCUGAUCGAGUACCACACGAGGUUGCGCAUGAUGAGGAGCCUCCGCGACUCCCUCCACUCCCGCAUCGCUGCGCGCCUCGAGGCCCAGAGCAAGGCGGAUGAGCAGAGGACCUGGAGAGGGAGCAAAACUCAAGAUAUCAAGCAGUUGAGGGACCGGCUCAAUGAAUUGAAGAGACAAACUGCGAUAGACAAGACCAAGGUCGAGCAGGCAUCGAGUGAUCUCAAGGCACAGACUUCAUUGUUGCAUCUGGCUUUUGUCACGUUAAAAAAGAGGCGAGCUGAUGCAACAGCAAUGCACACCAAUGCCAUGAAACUCGCACAGAUGCAAUUUAUGGCAGCCACCUCACGACGUCUGAAAAUGCAAUCAAAAGCUAUAAAGCAACUGUGCAAGUUGUUACCAAUGCGACGAGUUAUUAAAGAGGGAGAAAAGAAAGAUGGCUACAGUGGUCCAUACGAUGCAAUAUGUGGGACUCGUCUUCCUCGUGGUCUUGAUCCACAUUCGGUUCCAUCAGAAGAGCUAUCGGCUUCAUUGGGGUACAUGUUACAACUCGUCAACAUUGCAGUUCGUAUCCUAUCUGCGCCUGCUCUUCAUAUAUCAGGUUUUGGGGCUUCAUGUUCACAUAUAUGGCAACGGAGUUCCUACUGGAACACACGUCAGUCCCAGAGCAAGGUUUACCCUCUUUUUAUACCUAGGCAAAACAUUUGCUCAGGUGGCGAGGAAAGUUCAUUGACAGGAAGUGGUUCGGAUAACUUUGGUGUUGACUCUGUGGAUUCUGUCAAGAAACAGUCUUUUGAUUCCAAGAGAAGUAGUAACUUCAACUUUUCUGUUGCAUCUUCUCACUCCAUGGAGAGGCAUCAAGACUUGCAAAGAGGAAUAUCACUAUUAAAGACGAGUGUUACCUCCAUUACUACCUACUAUUAUAACUCAUUGGGCUUGGAUGUGUCAUCCAAUCUUUCUACUUUUGAGGCAUUUGCAAAGUUGCUCCAUAUGUUAUCGUCAUCGAAGGCCCUUCGAGCUGCUCUUGAAUCGAACAUUUCUUCAAGAUCAGAGAAGCAAGUACAGCAGUUAAACAGAUCAAUUUGGAAGGCAAGCUCGGCCAUCUCAUCCGAGAGUAGUAUUAUGGACAGCAUGCACACAGCUAUCAUGCCGAGCUCUCUGGACAACCUCCUCCUGAACUCGAACGAUAGCUUCUUGUACACCGGUAAGCCGGUGAAGCACGGAGGCAUGCCAGACAGCAUCUUCGACGGCUGGGAUUUGGUCGAGCGCGAGGUCCUACCGCCGCCACCCUCGCAGGUUGAAGACGUCGCGCAGUGGGAAAGGGCCAUGUCUGCUGGCGCCAAGAAGAAAUGACUUCUAUUUAUUAGUCAUUCUCUGAAGACCAAGCUGUCAGAACACUGCAAGAGCUUCAGUUAGAUAUGGACCUGAUCAUGAGGAUCUGGUUUAUGUACAGAACUGAUCUCAACCUGUAGUAAUGUGGCUGUCGUGCAAAAUGCAGACUACAGAGAAGAGACUUGUGCUAGUAGGAUAGGGUUGAUCAACUCUCAUAUUUACAUCACUUCUAAAUUUGUAAAUAUAACUUCUAUAUAGUUUACGAAAGGAAUUAAAAUACUUC
Phragmites australis (common reed) is the source of this 1932-nucleotide messenger RNA. RefSeq lists its product as uncharacterized. Bases 234 to 1670 code for a protein of 478 amino acids. Gene Ontology annotation, molecular function: SNARE binding. The record is from RefSeq and is a predicted model, not a curated record. The transcript is spliced from 12 exons. Gene Ontology annotation, cellular component: endosome; lytic vacuole. Lineage: Eukaryota; Viridiplantae; Streptophyta; Magnoliopsida; Poales; Poaceae. Gene Ontology annotation, biological process: SNARE complex assembly.